UAAUACAGACAAAUACCUCUAUCUGAAUUUUUAGUUUGGUAAUAAUUGUUAUUUAUUAGGGAACUUCUGUGUAGUGGAAUUGUCUUUAAUUUUCUUUUGUACCUACUAUGUUCAUUUUAGUUUAACAGAGUAUACCUUUACUAAUACCAAUUUCCAAAUGUUCCUAAAAUGAAACUUAAGUAAUAUGGGGGAGAGUAUAGUGUAUUCAUUAUUAUUUAUGAAAUGUAACUUGGUGAGUUUGCAUUUAAUAUAAUAACAGUGAAUUUUAUUUUGCAAACAAAUGACAGAGUUAAAAUCCAGUGUGAAACGAAUAUUUUAUUAGAGAUCUACAGAUUUUUUCCCCCCCUCUGAUGCUAGGGCAUAUUAAACCUAACAAAAACAUAACUGAUACAAAGUUUUAUUUAUUUAUUUAUUUUUGGGUCAGGGGUCAGGGUCAUGUCUCUGAUUCAUGCUUCAGUAAAAUUCAGUUUAAUGAGCAAUGUGUCCUGACUGUUUCUGGAAGUCUCUCGAAAAUGGCUUGCUAUGAAUCCACUAUGAAUAGUUAUCCAGCUGCCAACUUUAGCCUUUGCUCAUAAUACUUCUAUUUCAAAGGAUAUAUUUGACUCGUGGUUCAUAUCUGUUUCAUUAAGGGCUGGAUUCUGACACCCUUACUCAUGUUGAGUAAUCCCUUACUUUGCAGGUAGUUUGAAUGAGUCUAUGUAAUGAUGGCAAAAUGAAGCCCCAGUGACUAAAAGCAACAGUUGUUUCUUUCAGUCUGACAGCUGCAAGCACAACUUUUCUCUUCACACCAACCAUUCUAAAUUCCAGCUUGUAAGUGUAUGUACCUAUAUUUAGCUGUCAGGAUUAAAUUGCAGAGCCUUCAGGCUGGGGAAAGCACAUUGAUCUGCCUUUUUUACAGACAGACCUUGGUGCCGACAACAGCUAACGUUUUCAGUGCCUCCCCCCAACCCAAGUUACUCACAAAAUGGAUUCCCAAAGGGAACUCACUGAAGAACUUAGACUUUAUCAAUCCACCCUUCUUCAGGAUGGCCUCAAGGAACUCUUAGAAGAGAAAAAGUUUGUAGAUUGCUCCCUAAAAGCUGGUAACAAAAGCCUACCUUGUCACAGAUUGAUUCUGUCAGCUUGUAGUCCUUAUUUCCGUGAGUAUUUCUUAUCUGAGCAAAGCGAAGAUAAGAAGAAGGAGGUCAUUCUAGAUGAUGUUGAUCCCAACGUCUUGGACUUGAUCAUCAAGUAUCUUUAUUCUGCAAGUAUUGACCUCAAUGAUUCUAAUGUGCAAGAUAUUUUUGCUUUGGCCAGCCGUUUUCAAAUCCCUUCUGUAUUCACCGUGUGUGUCUCCUAUCUUCAGAAAAGACUGGCUGUUGGUAACUGUCUUGCCAUCCUUCGAUUAGGUCUCCUCCUUGACUGCCCAAGACUUGCUUUCUCUGCUCGUGAUUAUGUGUCAGACCACUUUGUGCAGAUUUGCAAAGAAGAAGACUUCAUGCAGCUUGCCCCCCAUGAGCUUAUAUCAGUUAUUUCACCUGACAGCUUAAACGUCGAAAAAGAGGAAGUAGUGUUUGAAGCAGUAAUGGAGUGGGUCCGAACAGACAAGGAGAACAGAGUAAAGAGCCUGGGAGAAGUUUUUGACUGCAUUCGUUUCCGUCUUAUGUCAGAAAAAUAUUUCAAAGAGCAUGUUGAGAAGGAUGAUAUUAUCAAAAGCAACUCAGAUCUUCACAAAAAACUCAAGGUUAUUAAGGAUGCCUUUGCUGGAAAAUUACCCGAACCUGCCAAAAGCUCAGAAAAGUCAGGGAAAGGGGAAAUAAAUGGUGAUGUAGGGGAUGAAGACUUACUCCCUGGAUACCUAAAUGACAUUCCUAGGCAUGGCAUGUUUGUCAAAGACCUAAUUCUUCUAGUCAAUGAUACAGCUGCAGUGGCUUAUGAUCCCCUGGAGAAUGAGUGUUACCUGGCAGCCCUGGCAGAACAGAUUCCCAGAAAUCAUUCCAGCAUAGUCACCAAACAGAAUCAGGUCUGUGUUGUUGGAGGCCUUUAUGUGGAUGACGAAAACAAAGAUCAGCCUUUCCAGUCAUACUUUUUCCAGCUGGAUAGCGUUGCUGGUGAAUGGGUCGGACUUCCUCCACUGCCUUCAGCCAGGUGUCUCUUUGGACUGGGAGAGGCAGAUGGCAAAAUCUAUGUAAUUGCAGGCAAGGACCUUCAAACAGAGGAAUCCCUAGAUUCAGUAUUGUGCUAUGACCCUGUGGCAAUAAAAUGGAAUGAAGUCAAAAAACUUCCAAUCAAAGUAUAUGGCCAUGCUACAGUCUCAAACCAUGGGAUGAUAUAUUGUCUUGGAGGAAAGACUGAGGACAAAAAGUGUACUAACAGAACGUUUAUAUACAACUCCAAGAAGGGAGAUUGGAGAGAUCUGGCCCCCAUGAAAAUAGCUCGCUCAAUGUUUGGUGUGGCUAUCUAUAAAGGGAAAAUUGUAAUUGCAGGAGGUGUUACUGAAGAAGGCCUUACAGCCUCUGUUGAAGCUUUUGACCUUGCCACUAACAAGUGGGAGCUUAUGCCUGAGUUUCCCCAGGAGAGAAGCUCUAUCAGUUUAGUCACCUUGAGUGGAUCCCUUUAUGCUAUUGGUGGUUUUGCUAUGGUUCAACUUGAAUCUAAUGAAUUUGCACCCAGUGAAGUCACUGACAUAUGGAAAUAUGAUGAUGAGAAGAAAGAAUGGAGCGGCAUAUUGAAAGAGAUUCGUUAUGCCUCUGGAGCCUCCUGUCUUUCAACACGGUUAAAUCUAUUCAAGCUAUCAAAGCUAUAAACAAAAAGGCUGAAAAACUAAUUAUGAGACCUGUGGAAAGCAGCAAGAGUUGUGAGCACCAGCAAGAGCCUGCUGUUCAACAGUUCUCACAGGCUGUGUGUGAAAAGCAAGGCUAUUUAGAGCUAGACAGAGCUAAUUUUGUAUGCAUUAUUGAAACAACUAGGAGCCAGAAAUGAAAAUGUAUCAAAGGCCUUGAUUAUUGUAUAUUCUAUUUCUAUAAUAAUUAUGAUACAGGUUUCAUAAUAAAGUCUUUGCCCAAAAUGUAA
Gavialis gangeticus (Gharial) is the source of this 3051-nucleotide messenger RNA. RefSeq names its product kelch like family member 41 (gene KLHL41). The transcript has 7 exons. Bases 965 to 2785 code for a protein of 606 amino acids. Gene Ontology annotation, molecular function: protein binding. Lineage: Eukaryota; Metazoa; Chordata; Crocodylia; Gavialidae. The record is from RefSeq and is a predicted model, not a curated record.